CUGCACACCUCGCUACACGGACUUUGAAGACCUUGAACGAAAAUACUGGAAGAACCUCACGUUCAAUGCUCCUAUCUAUGGUGCUGAUGUUAACGGCACACUUUAUGACAAGGAUGUAGAUGCAUGGAAUAUUGGCAGAUUGAAGACAAUCCUGGAUAUUGUGGAGAAUGAAAGCGGCAUAACCAUUGAAGGAGUGAAUACUCCUUACCUGUAUUUUGGCAUGUGGAAAACAUCCUUUGCUUGGCAUACCGAGGACAUGGAUCUCUACAGUAUUAAUUACUUGCAUUUUGGGGAACCCAAGUCAUGGUACUCCAUCCCUCCAGAGCAUGGGAAGCGUCUGGAGAGACUUGCAAAAGGUUUCUUUCCAGGAAGUGCUCAAAGCUGUGAAGCAUUUCUCCGUCACAAGAUGACACUCAUCUCUCCAUCAAUUCUGAAGAAAUACGGCAUCCCAUUUGAUAAGGUGACACAGGAGGCUGGAGAGUUCAUGAUAACCUUUCCUUAUAGCUAUCAUGCUGGCUUUAAUCAUGGCUUUAACUGUGCUGAAUCUACCAACUUUGCCACUCUUCGGUGGAUCGAGUACGGGAAGCAGUCUGUACUGUGCUCAUGUCGGAAGGACAUGGUGAAGAUCUCCAUGGAUGUGUUUGUGAGGAAGUACCAGCCAGAUCGUUACAAGCUUUGGAAAGCCGGGAAGGAUGUGACUGUCAUUGACCAUGCUCUUCCAACCCCAGAGGCGGCAGAGUUCCUUAAAGGGGAUCUCAUGCAAAAAGUCAAGAAUGGGAAACAGUGUGCUGAGGAAAUGGAAACAGGAGAGAUGUGUAAAGAGGAAGUGGAUGGGGACGAGACAAAAAGCAUCCCCAAGCAUCGCAUAGGCACAAAAAGGCACAGGGUUUGCCUGGAAGUGCCUCAGGAGGUGAGUGAGAGCGAGGCCUUUCCCAAGGAGGAGCUGAGCUCCACACAGUAUGAAGCGGACAUGGCAGAGCCCAGUGAGAGACCUACGCAGGAACUUGUGCAACAAGGUGAACAAAGGCUCAAGCUUCCAGAUCGUGUGGACUCAGCCAAAUUUGAAGAACUGAAAACAGUGAAGCUUGAGGAGGAGGAGGAAGAAGAACAAGAAGCAGCUGCAUUGGAUCUCUCCAUUUCACAUGCUUCAAAUUCCACUUCAGUGUUGCCAACUUCAAAGCAGAGUGCAACGUCCAGUGUUCAGUCCAGUUCGCCUGCGUAUUCUGGUUCUUCAGACUCUGAAUCGACUGAUCUGUUGGCAAAACGAACUCUUCCUGGGCCAGCUGGGGUGCUUACGGUCCAUAGCUACGCUAAAGGGGAUGCCAGUGGAUCUGACAAUGAACAGACGUCAGGAAAGAAAGCCAGUGACACAGCCAGUGUGAAUGAGCAAGAACUGGCAGAGGUAGCAAAGGAGUACAUAAGAUCAAUGAAGGAGAGUAAGAAGUCCAAGGGUCGUCGCCAACCAUUGAGCAAGCUCCCACGCCAUCACCCACUUUUGGUUAAAGACUGCAUUAGUGAUGAUGAGGCAUCGGAGCAGCUAACUCCUGAAGAAGAGGCUGAGGAGACAGAAGCAUGGGCCAAGCCACUUAGCCAGCUGUGGCAGAAUCGGCCACCAAAUUUUGAGGCCGAAAAAGAAUACAAUCGGACCAUGGCUCAGCAGUCUCCUUACUGUGCUGUUUGUAUGCUCUUCCAGACGUAUCAGGCGGAGUGUGGAGGCAACAGUCAAAACUCCGGAGUAACUCCAGCUGCUGUGGGUGGGAAGAUCCGAACCAAACCCCUGAUUCCUGAAAUGUGCUUUACUACAACUGGCUGCAGCACUGACCUCAAUCUUUCAACCCCCUACUUAGAGGAAGAUGGAACCAGCGUACUUAUCACCUGCAGGAACUGCCAUGUCUGUGUUCAUGCGAGUUGUUAUGGUGUAUCCCCUGACAAGGCCACCGAAGACUGGAUGUGCUCCAGGUGUACAGAAAAUGCCUUAGAAGAGGACUGCUGUUUGUGUUCAUUACGAGGAGGAGCACUGCAGAGAGCCAAUGAUGACAAGUGGGUUCAUGUAAUGUGUGCUGUAGCUGUACUGGAGGCAAAAUUUGUGAACAUUGCGGAGAGGAGUCCUGUAGAUGUUGGCAAAAUCCCUCUGCAACGUUUCAGACUGAAAUGCAUCUUCUGCAAGAAACGAAGAAAGAGAAUUGCAGGUUGCUGUGUACAGUGCUCACAUGGUCGGUGUCCCACAUCCUUUCAUGUCAGCUGCGCCCAAGCAGCAGGAGUCAUGAUGCAGCCUGACGACUGGCCAUUUGUUGUCUUCAUUACCUGCUUCAGGCAUAAGACUCCAUCUCAGGCAGAGCGAGCAAAGGCUGCACUCCAGGAUCUGUCACCUGGACAGAUAGUCAUCAGCAAGCACAAGAAUGGUCGCUUCUAUCAAUGUGAAGUGGUCAGCCUUGCAAAGGAGACUUUCUACGAGGUCAACUUCGAUGAUGGCUCCUUCAGUGAUAACCUGUAUCCAGAGGACAUUGUGAGUCGAGACUGCCUUCAGUUAGGCCCACCUGCUGAAGGUGAAGUUGUACAGGUGAGAUGGACAGAUGGACAAGUUUAUGGAGCCAAGUUCGUUGCAUCACAUGCUAUCCAGAUGUACCAGGUGGAAUUUGAAGAUGGGUCACAGCUGAUGGUGAAAAGGGAUGAUGUGUAUACUCUCGAAGAGGAGCUUCCUAAGAGAGUGAAGUCAAGGCUGUCAAUAGCUUCAGAUAUGCGCUUCACAGAGAUCUUCGCAGAGAAGGAGGUCAGACAAGAGAGGAAGAGACAAAGAGUGAUCAAUUCACGCUACCGUGAAGACUACAUUGAACCUGCAUUGUACCGGGCCAUCAUGGAGUAAGCGCUGCCUGUGGCAGAGGAAGAUGAUGCCCACUUCCCCCAAGGAUUUAAACGCUCCAGUACAACAGGCCAUAUUUGGAUGCUUCAAAUCCAGGGUUUUUUGUUUUGUUUUUUAAGGAAGCUAAAAAGCUGAUGCUCUGCAGUAGCUGAAAGGCAGCUGUUGGAUAGUGAAACAGAUCCCAUUUGCUGAAGCUGAUGCCUGCAGACUCCUGGUCUGAAGUUGGGUCCUUAUUGAAUAAGCCAGUUUGGGGGUGUUGCUCUCAUCUCGUUGAGCAGUCUUGCUUUUUUAUUAAGAGACAAUUCUGACAGGUGGCAAACUCUGUUGGGAGUUUUAGCCGGGAAUCUUGGCAGCUGCAGAGUAGUAUGGUUUAUUGUUUUAAUUGAAUAAUGUUCCUGAUUUUUGGGAGUCUCCCUGGUGACCACACCUGGGCUUGAGCAGGCAGUAUUACUGGUGCUUGAAAUUGAACCUCUUUUUAUAUUUAUAUCCAUCUUUUUGUUGCAAGCAGCUUCAGUCUCUUGUUUCUCAGCAUCUCCUUUCUGAGGGUUGAGCUGUAGGCUGUUCAGAUCCAAGCAGACAGGAGAUGCUUGUGUGAACAGAUGAAAUGUGAAAUUGAAUCCUAUAGGGCAAAUUAUUUAACCCUCCAUUUAAUAUUUUUGUUCUGAUACUUGUUUUGACUUACUUAAUCAUAAGUGUAACUGUAAUAGUAUGUGCCUCAGAAUCCAUGAGAUCUGUCGAGCCCUGCACAGUGCAGCCUUCUAACAAGAAAAGGCAUUCAGCUCCCAAAGAGUUUCUUUUGAGUUUCUUCCCACCCACUCUAAGGCAAUAAUGACCAAAGGACAGAGUCCUGAUUCUCUCUUCUUGAAAACCAAGCAUCACAGUAUUGGGGAUCACAGGGCAGUGGUAUCUGAAGCAGUGCAGUACCUCUUCUGUGGCAGUGCUGUCUGUCAUGUGGCCGCAGGCUUGUGCUUACAACAGCUGAUAGUGGGUCUGAGACAGAUAAAGCAUGCACUGAACUGUAUGUAUUACUGAAAGGCUGUACAAUGCUCUCCUGAAGCAGGAGUGCUGCUGGGUUGUUGUGUUGGAGAGAACUUGUUGCCCCAGCAAUAGGAAGCUGAGUUAAGCUGGGUAAUAGGUGUACCCAGAUGUGCCAACUUGCUCCUAGUAACUUAAGCAUUAACACACCACAGUAGGAGCUGUGUACAUACCUGUUCCUUUCCCAUUCUGUAGGAAAGGGAUUUUAGGCUAUGGAGCAGACUGGCCGCCUUUUUGCAUAGAAUGAUGGGGUCACUUUUCCUGCUGGAGAAAAUUAGGGUUAUGUGGUCUCCAGCAAUAGUUCAAGAGGAGAAUUUUUCUAAUUCAGACCUAAUGCAUCCCUGCUUCUAUAGGGAUGUGGAAAUGUGUCUGCAAAGUCUGGAUUUAUAACUUCUUUUCCUUUUGUUACCUAGGAAUGCUAGAAACCAAACUCUUCUGAAACCCCUGGUGCAUUUGUGAUUAGCAAUAAAAUAUAGUAUUGUGUAGUAAUACAAUUCUUGAUCAGAAAAGAAAUAAACUACAACUUUUGUAAAGAAAAGCUUACUUAUCCCUACAUUUUUAUAGGGUCACAAGGCUGAUAUGAGUAGCAAAGAUUUGCACAACCACUGUUUUGCAUAGAGGUAUUCUGUCCCAUUUUUGUGGUGGAAUACCUUGUUCAUCAGUAUUGGAAGGCUUAAACAAAUUCUGAAAGGAAAUAAUGGCUUUCCUUUGUGGUUUUUUUUUUUUUUCUUUUUUCUAUGUCCAAAACUCCUGGUCUCAGGGUAUUAAGUCACUUUCUGAUGAAUGGGAUAGUUGGCUUGAUAAAACUAGGAUCUGUUAAGACUGGAGUCUAGUAGCUGCAGUUACUCUGGUCUAGGCAAUGGGAAUGAAACUGCACUUUGACAUAUUAGCUUGUACGUCAGCCUUUUUGAAGCGAUGUGCUGUGAGCAAAUGUGGAGAAGAGCUGGCAGGACCUUAACAAACUUGCCUCUCUUCUGUCAGCAUAUCUUAAGAUUUGGUAUUAACUUCUCAUAGGCUAUACACUACCUGUAUAUUACUGAAAAACAUAUUCUUCAUAUCAUCUGCCAUUCUGCCUCCAGAGAAAAGAUGCCUGUGUUCAGGCUUUCUUCCCAAACUGCCAUGUAACUUAAAUGCACCUUUUAGAUGCCACAUGCUACCUGUGCUGCAAACACCUGGCUCAACAGCUUCAUCUUAAAAUGAUGACCUAGUACAAAACAGCUGGAUUUGUUGGGAAUGCUGUUGUUUAACUGCGACAGGUUUUGCCACCCACCUCCAACAGUAUUGAGUGACUUUCAAGAGCUCCUAUGCCUAGCAUUUGUUCUGGAAGAGGGGCUUUGUUAUAUGUUUUCUGCAGGCUCCAGAUCUACUCUUGUCAGUUGGCUGCACUGUGUUGGAAACCGCUGCCAUCCUGCACUCUGAAACAAAGGGCCUUCCCAAUUUUGCCGCCGGUUCUUGUGCUGCACUGUUCAAAUGUGAGCAUACUUUACCUACUGCAGUGAUUGAACUGCAUUUUGGCUUCUCUUCAUGAACUUAAAAUUGGUGACCCUGGUGUUUGAGGGGUCUAUAUUAUCUGACUUUGCAAAAACAAUUGGUUUUAUGGCUUGAAGUAUUACAGGUAGCAAUAAAAGCUCUUUACAGAGCAGCUGUCUCAAAGGUACACAUGCUUUCCGUUACCUGUACUUUGAUCUUGACUGAUAAUAAUUUUCUCCAGUGGUUUGUUUUUGGAAGGAUAUUUAUCCCUGUUACAGCAUCAUUCCAGUGAGGGCAAGGUGCUGCCAGAGUAUCAGCUAGGCAGGUGCUUCUUGAAUGUGUUCAGCAGGAAAUCACGCUCAAUGUAUGCCCCACAGGAGCUCUGAUGGCCCUUCCUUGGGUCCAUUGCAUGUGAUGCUGCAGGCAGUAGACCACCUCACUUCACUUUUCAUGAAGCUUCCAUCUGUGACUGGUUCAGGUUGGACCCAUAAAUAGCAUUUUUAGUAUAAAUAAAUAGUGGCUUGCCUGUAAUUCAGGAUGAGCUUGGCAAGCCAGUGAUAACUUUUUAUAAGGUUUCAAAAGGUGACUCUAUUCUUUGUAAAGCACCUGAUUGCAGUAAUGUUUCUGCCUGUGGCUGGACUUCUAGGAGACCUUUUUCUCCAUCAGCAGACCCCUCAGAUGACCAGAGACAGUACCAUCAGUAGUAGGACCCAUUCUUCUUGCUCCUUCUCUCUCUUCCCAGUGUUUUGAGCUGGGUUGAAUUGAUUCUGCACUGUUUGAGGAGCAUAGCCACAUAUCCCAAGGCUUCCAGUGCAUCUUUGUUCUUCCAUUCUCUAACUGGGCUCCUGUUGUCUGACAUGUCUGCAGUUGUGCUUGUUUUUUUUAAUGCAAACAUGAGAUUAAAUCAAGACUCUGGUAGCCUGUAUGUUGUUUUCAAUUUGGUCAAAUAAUAAAUCUAAUUUCAAAAUG
Molecule: messenger RNA, 6334 nt
Organism: Athene cunicularia (burrowing owl)
Lineage: Eukaryota; Metazoa; Chordata; Aves; Strigiformes; Strigidae
Gene: KDM4A
Product: lysine demethylase 4A
Exons: 19
Coding region: 221-2863 (880 amino acids)
Biological process (GO): chromatin remodeling
Cellular component (GO): nucleus
Molecular function (GO): histone H3K36 demethylase activity; histone H3K9 demethylase activity
Source: RefSeq, a predicted model, not a curated record